This is a messenger RNA of Glycine soja, 978 nucleotides long. Its product is annotated as probable E3 ubiquitin-protein ligase RHY1A. Bases 207 to 776 code for a protein of 189 amino acids. The record is from RefSeq and is a predicted model, not a curated record. NCBI's taxonomy places the organism in Eukaryota, Viridiplantae, Streptophyta, Magnoliopsida, Fabales, Fabaceae. The transcript is spliced from 3 exons.
AAAAACAACACAUUCUGCUAUCCAAAUCAAUCCACCUUUCCACUCUUAACAUUUUUAUUUCUAUUCACUUGUCAGCAAAGCACUAGCAGAGACACAGGACAAACCACGAUAUAUAGAACAAGUCCAUGGCAUAAGAAUCAAAGGGUAAUGUAUGUAUUCAUGUUCAUAGUUUGUGAACUAUAAUAACAUAGACAAGAACACAAUUAAUGGCUGGAAUGCUUCCUGGAGUUGAAUGUGCUAGAAGGAGAAGGUUUCGUCGAUGUUCGGAUUCAAAUUCAACUUCUUUGGGAUCACAUGCAUCCACAAGGCGUUCUUCUUUCUGUUUGUAUGCUAGUAACCAUGAUCAAUGUCGCCUUUUCUCAUCCUCUUCCCUGCAAAGAAGCAUGUUAUACCAGGCACACCCUGAUGAGAAUAUGGGAGGAGUGGCCAGAGAAGCCAAACAGAGAUUGGAUGACAAGUUCAGAGCUCAAAGGAUGUCAGAAAACAAAAGGCAAAACAACACAAAAUGUGUGGAGGGCAAAAGAACAAGCAUAAUAGUGUUGCACACAGAGGAAUAUGGGUCAAAGAAAAGUGGUUCAAGGAGGUUCAGUUGGACCAAAUGGAGCUGGAAAGCAUCAGAACAAGAGGAAUGUGCUGUGUGCUUGGAAUCAUUCAGAGUUGGAGAGACACUGAUCCAUCUUCCUUGUGCCCAUAGGUUCCAUGACAGAUGCUUGAAACCAUGGUUGGAAAAUAAUUCUUAUUGUCCAUGUUGCAGAACUACCAUUCUUCCCCUCUAGAUUUUACUUUUCCUUGUGUGCAAUUGUAGUCUUGGUUGGAUGAAUCAUGAAUUCAAGAAUUUUGGCUUAAUGACUUGCAUUUUGAGAGACCAAUAGUUUGACAUUUGAAUUUUGAAACCAUUGUUGUAUCUCUUAGAAUUGUGGGUUGAGUUUAAUUCUAUCCUACGAAAUUAACUUGUAAGGUGAAGAUUGUCCUUACUUA